Messenger RNA from Aspergillus japonicus CBS 114.51, 399 nucleotides. RefSeq lists its product as uncharacterized. The record is from RefSeq and is a predicted model, not a curated record. Lineage: Eukaryota; Fungi; Ascomycota; Eurotiomycetes; Eurotiales; Aspergillaceae. The coding region runs from base 1 to 321 and encodes 106 amino acids. The transcript is spliced from 3 exons.
AUGCAGCUCACCACCCUCCUCCCCGCGAUCCUUCUCCUAUCAUUCCCCGUGACUACUCUGGCUCAAUCAUGCAAAGGCUCCGGGACACUCUCUUGCUGCCAGUAUGAGGAGCCGUUGGGAGAUGCUGGCGGCCAACGCAGUAGCUCUGGUCCUGCAGAGGCCCUCACCGAUGACAUGGUGGUCACAAACCUCCUAAGCUGUGAAGAGGUAGCGUCCGCUGCAGACUGCCCAGAUAAGGAGGGGUAUGAUACAUUCUGCUGUGCGGAUCCUUCGGCAAGCACCAAUGAUCUCCUCUGCGUCCCGGAAUCGUACUCGUACUAGGUAAGCAGCAACGCUGGUGGAGUUUGGGAUAGAAAUCCUUAAGCAAGGUAGAAGGGGUGAAGAGAGGCAAGCGCUGAG